AUGCAGGACGGCAUUCUUUUUGACAACAUCCUGGUGGCGACCGACGAGGCUGUGGCAGCAGAGUACAGGGAGACGAAAUGGAAGCCCAAGUACGAGGCUGAGAAGGAGAAGCAAAAAAUUGAAGAAGCGACUCCGAGUCCUGACGGCAUCCAGGCAAAGAUGUUUGAGUACCUGCGCAAGGUUGCCGACAUCCCGGCUUUGGCGUCACAGAAGGAAAAGAUUCUUGAUCUUCUGGAGAAGGCCGAGAAGUUCCCAACCAUUUCUUUGAGCGCCAUAGCUGUGAUCCCGCUCGUCGUGGUGGUCACGCUGUUUAAGAUUCUAUUUGGUGGCAAGAAAUCGCCCCCCAAGAAGACGAAGGUGACUGUAGAGAAGUCCAAGAAGGAAGACAUCUCCAGCCCGGACGAUUCCAAGGACAAGGCGGAGGACGACGCGGCUGGCAACGAGAUUGAGAAGGAAGGCGAGGGCGCCCGCCAAAGGAGAACCCGACGCGAAUCGUAAGAAAACAGGAGGCGAGAGAGAGCUAGAAGAAUCAAAGCUUUUACUCGAGAGAAGACAAGAGAAGAGCGCUCAAAACGUUGUAUUGUAAGUGGAUGUUUCCCUUUUUUUUGGAUUUUACUUGAAUCACUAUAGUACCUGAAGUACAUAGAAUUGCUGAAUAGAUUCUACGAGAUUCUA
Messenger RNA from Selaginella moellendorffii, 675 nucleotides. Its product is annotated as calnexin homolog. Gene Ontology annotation, cellular component: endoplasmic reticulum membrane; endoplasmic reticulum. Gene Ontology annotation, molecular function: calcium ion binding. Gene Ontology annotation, biological process: protein folding. The coding region runs from base 1 to 498 and encodes 165 amino acids. The record is from RefSeq and is a predicted model, not a curated record. Lineage: Eukaryota; Viridiplantae; Streptophyta; Lycopodiopsida; Selaginellales; Selaginellaceae. The transcript is spliced from 4 exons.